CUGGAGUUGGGGUCGCUGUUCCUGACCUUGCCGCAGCCCAUGUUUCCCCCACGGACCUGGUUCGAGUCUGUUCGGUGGCUGGACAGCAAGCUGGAAGACUAGCCAUUCUAUUGUGUGUGACUUUCUAUAAUGAUGACUAAAGGUCUUAACGUAGCAGUUAUGGAAAAUAAAAGCAGCAGACUGCCAAAUAGAAAUGGUUUACAUUCUACGAUGCGAAGCACUGUAGUAGCUAAGGAGCUGCAUCAGCGAUACAAAGACCUACUCGAGCCUCUAAGUCUGUUCACACCCAAAACUAAAGAUAUAGACCUUCCAGUGCUGCAUCUGGAGCGUCCAGUAACCCCUAUUGACGAGAAUGUGAAGUUGGCCCCAUCGUCCCUCACUGAUCUUUGUGAAUUGAUUCAGAGAAGGAUUGCUGCAAAAUCAGAAAUUAAAACUGUCUCUGUAGCAACCCAACAAGAACUGGGAGGAAUCAUUGUAUCAGAUGUGAAGUUCCUCUGGGAGGUGUUUGAGCUCUAUUCUCAUGACAGUACUUUGACAAAAACGGAAAACAAAGAGCUCGGCCGACGAAUUACUGCACAUAUCAUCACAGUGUGUGAACAGCUGUUCCUUCACUAUCUUCAUAUGAUGGACGUAGUGAGACAGCGUUCUGUUUUCACUGAUGAGGCUAACCUAAGUAGACUCAAGGCCCAGCUUGCUCUUGACUGCACUAAGUUUUUGAAUAUACCAGCUAUAAAACAUCAAGUUUCUAAAGAAAUUAAGGCCCAACGCGAAGCAGGAGAAACUGAUGAUAACAUUUCUGAAAUGGAAAAUUUAGGCAAAUAUAAACCUAUGGUCAGCAAAUCAACAUCUCUCGCAGCUCCUUUUACAUUCAAGCACCUCUUCAACCUUAGCAGACCCAAGAGAGCACCAAAACCAAAGCAGCAAACAAUAGAAAGUGACCUUCAAGAGAUCAGUGACAAUAUGCCACAUCUGGAUCUUGAACAGCACUAUAAUGUGUUACUUCAUAAAGUUGAAUCAACUGGAGAUCACAGACCAAUGCAGAUUGUUGCAGUGCGAAAUCUUAAUCUUCAAGCACAACAAAACGAAGAAGUUGCCUUAACCAAAAAUGUACAGCCAGAACAUCAAGUAAAUGUAAAGAAUCGGAAAUACAAUCAAAAUGUGAAAACUGUUAUAUCAAAAAAACAAAAUACCUAUUGCUGUACCACAGCUUCCCACAGCAAAUCCUUUCUUGAUUUCUGCAAAGAGACAAAAGAUGAAGAAAAUGAACCUUUGUCAAUUUCUGAUGAUCUCCAGAACUUGUUGCAAAUUUCUACUGUUGAUCAGGGGGUUGAAGCUGACCCUGAGACAACGCUUCCUUCCCUGAUUGAAGCAAUCACGUAUGAUAGGAGCAAUGAAAUUAAAAAACGAAAGCAACAGAAAAUACUAAAGGAACUUGAGGAAGAAGAGGAAAAAGAACUAAAGCAGGGAGUUCAACUGAAGGAGCCAGAACAUGCACAGCCAGCUACUGUCAAUAUCAGAUUGUCCCAAAAAAUGAUGGCACAAACUGCAGAUGCUCGUGUGUCAGACAGACACUUUAUUGAUUCAGUCUAUCUCGAGGUGUACCCAGCUAUUUAUGAUCACCAACAGGAAGAGUUUGACCAGGAAAUGGUAAAAACAAUGGACAAAAACUUAUCAUUUGGGGAAGAGCUACAAGAGAUUUAUAACGAUCUUUUGAAAACUAUUCCAAAUGAUCACCUGUUAUUUGAUGAGGAUCCUAUAAUAGUUCCUCCGGCAGUACAUGUGGAUCUUACUGGAUCUUUUCCAUCUGACACUUUGUCUGGGAAGUUAAAGGAACGUGUUAUUAACCCCGAGCUGAAAUUAUUGGAUUCAGAUUAUGGGACUGAGAGGUAUUUAUCAAUGAAGAAAGAGAGUGAAGGAAAAAGUCUUGAAUCUGAAAACCAAUUCCAAAAAGUUGUUCAACAGCAGGAUUCAAAUAUAAAUUUAAAUGAUUAUCUAAAAUACGUCCUUGCACAGGGGUCUGACUACUUGGCAGUUCUCUAUCACUUCUACGAGAGUGAGGAUGAGAAGGAUGAGGAAAGAAGAGCACUUAUUGUUCGAGAAUUGGAACUGAAACGGGAAGAAGAAAUGGAAAUUGCAGAAAUUCGCUUGGUAAAAGAAGAAUUUGUUACUGGAUCAUGGAAUAUUAAUACUGUAAUGCUUGGAGGCUUAGGAAAGGAACCUCUUCCAAAAGCUGCUAAGAAAAAAGUAGAGGUUCAGAAGCUGCUUGGGAAAAAUCCUGACACUGAAGACAUAGAGCAUUUACAGAACAGGCUGCAACGUAUUUGGGAGAUUCUGCACGUCCCUGAUAGAGAACGUCUUGAUAUGGCCAUUAAAUAUAGCUCGCAAAAACACAGGGCCCACGUUUCCAAGAUUAAGUUCAUUUGGGAUGAUGCUGUUUGUGAGAAUGAGAAACUCUUUCUUCUUCUGUCUCAGGCUGUGGAAACGUGGGAAAAUGCUGCCCAACUGAUUCAAGAACGAGAAUGUAUUUUGAGCAAACUUGAACAUUUCGAACGAUUUGCAUCCAACCCUAACCGAUUCUUUGAAAAAGGUUACAAGGGUACUUCAGCAGUGAGAUUAAAGGAGUCCAAGAGGAGGGAUAAGUUUUAUUCUAACUUAUCACAAAUUGAAAAUCAAUUGUCCAGAAUUUUAAAGAAAAUCAAAGAUAACUUUGAGGAUGUGGUUACUUUCAAGGGCCGGCCAUAUUUAGAGAAGAUGCAGCGGGACAAAGUGGAGAUGCUCUACUGGUUACAGCAGGAGAGACGGAAAUGUAUUCUGCAGAGAAUCUCAGCCAAUGAACCUGUUGCACCUAAAAAUAGUGCCUUUCGGUCUUGUGCCUUAGCUGAUUUGUGA
This is a messenger RNA of Pristis pectinata (smalltooth sawfish), 2889 nucleotides long. It is a transcript of the gene ccdc87, whose product is annotated as coiled-coil domain containing 87. The record is from RefSeq and is a predicted model, not a curated record. The transcript is spliced from 20 exons. Bases 130 to 2889 code for a protein of 919 amino acids. NCBI's taxonomy places the organism in Eukaryota, Metazoa, Chordata, Chondrichthyes, Rhinopristiformes, Pristidae.